Annulohypoxylon truncatum is the source of this 1491-nucleotide messenger RNA. RefSeq names its product FAD/NAD(P)-binding domain-containing protein. The transcript is spliced from 2 exons. Lineage: Eukaryota; Fungi; Ascomycota; Sordariomycetes; Xylariales; Hypoxylaceae. Gene Ontology annotation, molecular function: N,N-dimethylaniline monooxygenase activity; NADP binding; flavin adenine dinucleotide binding. Bases 1 to 1491 code for a protein of 496 amino acids. The record is from RefSeq and is a predicted model, not a curated record.
AUGGGUUCCCUAUCCAGUGACAGCAAAGUUGAGAGCGGGCCGGACCUCGGUAACAUUAAGGAUGUGGCUGUGAUCGGCGCGGGUAUCAGUGGUGUUGUUUCGGCAGCUCACCUCCUCCGGGCCGGCUUUAACGUCACCGUAUUUGAACGAACCGGAGUAGUCGGCGGUGUUUGGGAUUAUGAACCCCAACCCGACAGGGACCCACCGUUUCCUAAUGUCAGACCUCCAUCUCCGAAUUGGGCAGAGGUUGAAAAAGAAGGAUUAAGCUCAAACGAAGUUGCGUUGAUACAUGGUCCACCUAAUCCAUGCUAUGCCGGGUUGAAGAAUAAUAUUCCAACUCCUAUUAUGCGAAGUAGCCUGUUACAAUGGCCAGAAGGUAGUGAGGAUCUCGUGGAUCAAAAAGUGGUCCACCAAUACAUCAAAGACAUCGCUCAUAUUCACAAUGUUUACGAGAAGAUAAGUUUUCACACGCGAGUGGAAAGCGUAUCAAAACCAGAUGGAGAUGACAAAUGGACGAUCGUGACUAGCACACUCACAAGGACCAAAUCCGGCCACACGCUGACGAAAAGAACAUGGAAGUUUGACGCUGUUGUAGUAGCGAGCGGGCACUAUCAUAUCCCAUUUGUGCCAGAUGUUCCAGGACUCCCCACGUGGAAACGACUCUUCUCGGAUCGUGUCACGCAUUCAAAGCAAUAUCGAACCCCUGUUCCUUUCAGUAAUAAGACUAUUCUCAUAAUUGGCGCCGGUGUCUCGGCCUUAGACAUUGCCAAGGAGACCUCACAUUUGGGAGCCAAGAUAAUUCAGAGCAGACGGGAAAGCAAGUAUGAUGUACUUGUAUCACGUUUACCUGAGGGUGUUGAGAGGGUUGCGAUGGUUGCCGAGUUUAUUCCUGACACAGUCGAUGGAGAGUCUAAAUCUCAGCCCCUGGAGCCUGGUCAGGCGAUACCGGGCAAAGUCGUCCUUGAAGAUGGGAAGGUUCUCGAAGGCAUCGAUCACGUUAUUAUUGCAACGGGUUACAUCACGUCUUACCCCUUUCUUGGCGAUUUGGAACAACCAUUAACUCCCUGGGAGGACGCCGACGAGAAGGUCCUCAUUACGUCUGACGGGUACAUCACACACAACUUACACAAGGACAUCUUCUACAUCCCGGACCCUACGCUAGCAUUUAUCGGAGUUUCUCACUUGGUGUCGACAUUUUCUCUGUUUGACUUCCAGGCUCAGGUGGCAGCCAAAGUAUUCGCAGGACAAGCUCAACUGCCCCCUAAAUCGAUUAUGCAGGAGGAACAUAGAGAACGUAAAGCUCGGUUCCGGCCUGGAGAUAGGUUCCACAGCAUGUUCGCAGCGGAGGAUGCGUACAUAGACAAAAUUUUGAACUGGGUCAAUAGAGAUCUAACGAAGGCCGGGGUAGAUCCAUUACCAGGAAUGGAUGAAGUUUGGAAAAGAAACUACAAAGUAUUCCAGCAAAGACUCAAGGGCACCUCAGAUAGUUGA